AUGUGGGCUCAGGAGGUUGCGUCUGUUGCAACAGAGUUCCUCACAAACCUUGAAACGUACGUCGCCACCCGCGAGGGCUAUGAGAGCAUCGCCGAGUUGCGGCUGGCCGCCAAUCGCCGUUCGUUGGGGCAGCUGCUGCUGGGAGCCACGCACAUGCAGAGCGACAACCUGGGCCUCACGUUCGUGGAGCGGGUCCAGAGCAUAAGCACAAAUCUGCCCGGCUACCCUUCCUUGAUGCGUGCCUACGGGGCCCUCAGCAAGAUGAGCGUCAUGAAUGAGUACCUCACACACAAGGCCCACUACAUGCGGGGAGGAGAGGGCGGCAUGUCGCGUACUGCCCAGUACCUGCGGUACUGCAUGGCACAGAUGGAGCAGCUGCGCAUGAUCAAGAUUUACAGGACGCCCGUCAUGCUGCGAAAUGCUUGCAGCAUCUUGACACACUCCCUGACCGUCAUUCUUGCACCGUACUUCGUGCACGCGGGCAAGUGCGACGCGGGCGUAGAGGACGCUGGCUUUGGCCCGUGGUGCCCCGCGCCCUACGUCAUGGCGUGCCUGUGGGUGCUCAUCACCACGUUGCUGCUGAAUGUUCAGGACUCUAAUGAGCACCCCCUGAACAUGCUGGGUGUGGACGACGUGUUCCUCAACCUGUCAGAGGAGUUUAGGGACGUGAUUGCAGACGCGAGGUACCAGGCUGGGUCAAUCCCAGAUGACGGCAGCUGCUUCGACCAGUGGCGGAUGCAGUUCGAUGCCAAGUGGCGCUCGGCGGCCACUGACUAG
This is a messenger RNA of Monoraphidium neglectum, 777 nucleotides long. RefSeq lists its product as hypothetical. NCBI's taxonomy places the organism in Eukaryota, Viridiplantae, Chlorophyta, Chlorophyceae, Sphaeropleales, Selenastraceae. The record is from RefSeq and is a predicted model, not a curated record. The coding region runs from base 1 to 777 and encodes 258 amino acids. The transcript has 7 exons.